AUGGGCCAUAACUCUUCCUACACUUGGAAAGGAAUUUGGGAAGCAAAAAAUAUGUUGAUGAAAGGGUGUCAAUGGAGGAUUGGGAAUGGGGCUACUGCUCGGAUUUGGCAAGAUAACUACGUUCCUGGCUAUCAAAGUUUAAUGUUGGAGGAGACUGGCAGUGCAGAAAGGGAUUUUUCAGCAAGAGAAGCAUCUUUGAUAGAUAUAGAGACAGGCUGGUGGGAUGUCUCCAGGGUUAGAGCUCUAUUCAAUCCAAAAAUAGCUUCAGAUGUAAUGAAAAUCCUUCUUAGUCCAAGGCAACAUGAAGAUGUAUGGAUGUGGCGGCAUGAGAAAAAUGGGGCUUUCAGUGUUCAAAAUGGAUAUCGAUUUUUUAAGAAUCUUACAAAUGGUGAUACUGCUGAGAGUUCAAACGCCCAUGAAGAGCAGAAAAUGUGGAAACCCAUUUGGAAAAUGAGGGUCCCCAAUAAAGCUGGAGUAGGCGCUGUGCUUAGGGAUGAGAAAGGAAAUGUUCUUAUGGCUAUAAGUAAAUCUAAGCAUGAGCUUCAUGAACCAACGUCUGUUGAGUUACUAGCCAUGUUACGAGGUCUGAAGUUUAUUUUGCAUUUAGGGAUUUCCAAAGUCGUGUUAGAGUGUGAUUGUUUACUCAUGGUGGAAGUUUUGGCUAAUUCUGAGGAUUCCUUAUCAAGCCAAGGCAACCUAUUAAAGGAGGUUAGAAAUCUGCUCAGUCAUUUCAACGAGUAUCAAGUUCAACAUGUAAUUAGAGGUGGAAAUCAGGUUGCUAGGUCAGUCUAUGAUUUGGAGAUGUGGAUGGGAUCUGUCCCUUCUUAUCUACAUCAAUAUAUCUGA
This is a messenger RNA of Juglans microcarpa x Juglans regia, 846 nucleotides long. RefSeq lists its product as uncharacterized. Lineage: Eukaryota; Viridiplantae; Streptophyta; Magnoliopsida; Fagales; Juglandaceae. The transcript is spliced from 2 exons. The coding region runs from base 1 to 846 and encodes 281 amino acids. Gene Ontology annotation, molecular function: nucleic acid binding; RNA-DNA hybrid ribonuclease activity. The record is from RefSeq and is a predicted model, not a curated record.